CGCCGCCGCCGUGCAGGACACUGAAGACAAUAAAAGUUUGAUUAAAAAGAGAAAAUGCCCAGAAAGAAUAUCGACUAUGGAGUGCUGCCUGAGUAUGAGAAAAGCCAGAUCAAAAGGACCUUGGAACUGGGGACUGUUAUGACAAUAUUCAGUCUAAAGAAGAGCAGCCCUGAAAGGAGGACUAUUCAAGUCAUAAUGGAAACCAGGCAGGUAGCAUGGAGCAAGACAGCUGACAAGAUUGAAGGUUUCUUGGAUCUGAUGGAAAUAAAAGAAAUUCGCCCAGGAAAGAAUUCAAAGGACUUUGAACGUUGCAAAGCAAGGCACAGAGAAGAACACUGCUUUACUGUUUUUUAUGGUACCCAGUUUGUCCUCAACACCUUAAGUUUAGCAGCUGACUCUAAGGAUGAUACUGAUAAAUGGUUGUGUGGCUUGAAUAUCUUGUAUCAAGAAGUCAUGAGUGCUCCCACACCUGCGAUCACAGAGAGCUGGCUGAGAAAGCAGAUCUAUUCUGUUGAUCAAACUAGAAAAAACAGUAUCAGUCUUAGAGAGCUGAAAACUGUACUUCCCCAAGCAAACUUCAAAGUGAGCAGCAUGAAGUACUUGAAGGAUAAAUUUGCGGAAAUAGGUGCUCACAAGGAAGAGCUUACUUUUGAACAAUUUCAUUUGUUCUACAAGAAAAUCAUGUUUGAGCAACAGAAAUUGAUUCUUGAUGAAUUCAAAAAGGAUUCCUCUGUUUUCAUCCUUGGAAAUACUGACCGACCAGAUGCUUCAGCAGUUCACCUCCAUGACUUCCAGAGAUUCCUGCUACAUGAGCAGCAGGAAUCUUGGGCACAGGAUCUCAGUAAAGUCCGAGAACGAAUGACAAAGUUUAUUGAUGACACUAUGAGAGAAACUGCUGAACCUUUCCUCUUUGUUGAUGAGUUCCUCGCUUACCUAUUUGCAAAAGAAAAUAGUAUUUGGGAUGAGAAAUAUGAUUCAAUAGAUGUGCAGGACAUGAAUAAUCCUUUGUCCCAUUACUGGAUUUCUUCCUCUCAUAACACGUAAGUUGUUAACACAAAAAGUCGUUUAAGGAGCUGCCUGGUCUCUUACUUUUUCCACUGCUUGUGUUUCCUAGUGGAUUGCUGGGAUGGUCCUGAUGGAAAACCCAUCAUUUACCAUGGAUGGACACGGACAACAAAGAUCAAAUUUGAUGAUGUAGUGCAGGCAAUCAAAGACCAUGCCUUUGUCACAUCUGAAUACCCAGUCAUUCUGUCAAUUGAAGAGCACUGCAGUGUGGAGCAGCAGCGACACAUGGCCAAAGUGUUCAAGGAGGUGUUUGGGGAUCAGCUUUUGAUGAAGCCUGUUGAAGCCAGUGCAGAUCAGCUCCCAUCACCAACUCAGCUGAAAGAAAAAAUUAUCAUCAAGCACAAAAAACUGGGGCCAAAGGGAGACAUUGAUGUGAACUUGGAAGAAAAGAAAGAAGAAAAGAAGCAACAAGGAGAACUUUACAUGUGGGAUGCAAUAGAACAGAAAUGGACUCGGCACUACUGCGCUAUUGCUGAUGAAAAGCUUUCAUUCAGUGAUGAUAUAGAACAAAGUGCUGAUGAAGAUUCAUCAAAGGAGGUGAAACGAACUGAACUGCACUUAAAAGAGAAAUGGUUCCAUGGGAAAAUGAAAGGAGGAAGAACAACUGCUGAGAAACUGCUCCAGGAAUACUGUGCUGAAAUGGGUGGCAAGGAUGGGACUUUCCUGGUUAGGGAAAGUGAAGCUUUCCCUGAUGAUUACACCUUGUCGUUCUGGAGGUCAGGCAGAGUCCAGCACUGCCGGAUCCGUUCCACCAGUGAUGGGGACGCUGUGAAAUAUUACCUGACAGACAACCUCACCUUUGACAGCAUCUAUGAUCUCAUCCAACACUACAAGGAGGCUCACCUGCGAUGUGCUGAGUUCGAGCUGCGCCUCACUGAUGCUGUGCCCAACCCCAGCCCUCACGAGACCAAAGACUGGUACUAUAACAACUUGAGUCGGGGUGAGGCAGAAGACAUGCUCAUGCGAAUUCCUCGGGAUGGAGCCUUUCUCAUUAGGAAGAGAGAUGAACCUGAUUCCUUUGCCAUGACUUUCAGAGCGGAGGGGAAGGUGAAGCACUUCCGAAUCCAGCAGGAGGGGCGGCACUUCGUGCUGGGAACCUCGGCCUACUUUGAGAGCUUGGUGGAGCUGGUCACCUACUACGAGAAGCACCCGCUGUACAGGAAGAUGAAACUGCGCUACCCUGUGACAGAGGAGCUGCUGGAGCGCUACAGCACGGAAAAAGAUAUUAAUUCCCUCUAUGAAGUCAAGAUGUAUGUGGAGCCCAGUGAAAUCACCCCCACAGUGCCUCAGAGAACAGUGAAAGCCUUGUAUGACUACAAAGCCAAAAGGAGUGAUGAAUUGAGCUUCUCUCGAGGAGCUUUAAUUCAUAAUGUCACAAAGGAAACUGGAGGCUGGUGGAAGGGCGAUUAUGGAGAGAAAGUCCAACAUUAUUUUCCAUCUAAUUAUGUUGAAGAUCUGUCAUCUGAUAACUCUGCUGAGCUUGAAAAUCAGAUCAUUGAGGACAACCCACUGGGCUCUCUGUGUCGUGGCAUCCUGGUGCUCAAUACGUACAACGUUGUGAAAAUGCCACAAGGAAAACACAAAAAGCCUUUUGUCUUCAUUCUGGAACCUAAGAAUCCAGAAGAUCCGUGUGUUGAGUUUGCAACUGAUAAAGUAGAAGAACUCUUUGAAUGGUACCAAAGUAUCCGUGAGAUCACUUGGAAAACAGCAGAAGAGGAGACCAGGAGGAAAUACUGGGAAAAGAAUCAGUUAAUUGCUAUUGAAUUAUCUGAUCUAGUAAUCUACUGCAAGCCAACAAGCAAAACCAAGGACAAUUUAGACAAUCCUGAUUUCAGAGAAAUCCGUUCUUUUGUGGAAAACAAGGCAGAGAGCAUUGUUAAGCAAAAGCCACUGGAGUUGUUGAAGUACAACCUGAAGGGCCUGACCCGUGUCUAUCCCAAAGGACAGAGGGUUGACUCAUCCAACUAUGACCCAUUUCGCCUCUGGCUUUGUGGCUCCCAGAUGGUGGCUCUGAACUUCCAAACUCCAGAUAAAUACAUGCAAUUGAACCAUGCCUUGUUUUCCCUGAAUGGACGCACUGGCUACGUGCUGCAGCCAGAGAGCAUGAGAAAUGAGGAGUAUGACCCAAUGCCAAAUGACUCCAAGAGGAAAUUGCAGAUGAUUAUGACAGUGAGGGUUUUAGGUGCUCGACAUCUCCCUAAACUUGGUAGAAGCAUCACCUGUCCCUUUGUAGAGGUUGAAAUUUGUGGGACUGAAUAUGAUAACAACAAAUUCAAGACAACAGUUGUGAAUGACAAUGGCCUUAAUCCAAUUUGGGCACCUAAUGCAGAGCAAGUGAAAUUUGAAAUUUACGACCCAAAUCUGGCAUUCCUGCGCUUUGUUGUUUAUGAGGAGGAUAUAUUCAGUGAUCCCAACUUCUUAGCACAUGCCACUUUUCCCAUCAAAGGAAUCAAAUCAGGUUUUAGGUCAAUUCCUCUCAAGAAUGGCUACAGUGAAGAUAUAGAGCUGGCCUCGCUUCUGGUGCACUGUGAGAUGCAACAAGUUCUGGAAAGUGAAGAAGAGCUUUAUUCCUCGUGUCGGCAACUUCGCAAGCGCCAGGAGGAGCUGAAUACCCAGCUGUUCCUCUAUGACUCCCACAUGAACCUAAGGAAUCCCAACAGGGAUGCUAUACUGAAAGAAUUCAAUGUCAAUGAGCACAAACUACAGAUUUAUCAAGAGACUUGCAACCGCAGAUUAAAGGAGAAGAAAGUCAGUAACAGCAAAUUCUACUCUUAGAGCCCAUCAUUCUUUGAUGUGUGCUUUAUGGUGCAAUUCAGGAAGAGAUGGAUUUAUCCUGGUCAUCCUACUCAGUGAUGGUCUCAUCAGAUGGAAUGACUGGACGAAGAGAAGGAAGAGGAAAUAUGGAUUCCCUUUAUAAUUUCUUCUUUUAAGAAAAACUGUUUUAAUACCUGAUAAUUUAUAUUCUGUACAAAGCAUACCCUCUGUGCAGGCCAGAACUUCUGUGUAUUCAAGAUGUUUAAAACUUGAGGAUGUGUGAGUUGCAUGGACCUCACUUCUCAUUAUCAAUACCUGAAGUACAAAUCAUGUGUGUACACGGGCUGUAGAUAACACAAAAAUUUGUAUGCAUGGAAUCACACCACUUGAACAACCUGGCUCCUCAAGAUUAACCAGUAGUGAAUUUUUAAUUUAUUAAAUGCUGUAAAAGCACUUCUACACCAGCAUUGUCAAGUCAUGUAUGUUACAGUCUUGGAGACAGCAGAUUGUGCUGCUGAUGCUGUAUAAAAUAUUUUGGGCAGCUAUUGUCUCUUAUUAAAAAUUUUCUGUUACAUUUUUAAGAGCAAGAUAAUAUGUUAAUUUUGUUGAAAGCAAAUACCCUCUGUGACUGUAGUUGUGUUUUUCCUGUUGAACUCUCUUUAAAGGUUUAAGAAAGGAGCAAUGUGUGAACCUCUAUUCAUAACCCUUGUGAACUUCUGUUCACAGCCUCGAGGCACUGGAAGGAAAAGUUUUAAGAUAUGCAGUAGGAGAUAUCUGUUUGUUUGUAGAAAGGGAAGGUAUUUAAAAUUCUGAGAAGCACUUACUCUUGUACAGUAUCAUUUCUGCAAAUCCUUUCAGCUGCUAAUGUGCUUAGAAAUGAAUUUUUAAAUGAACUGUCAAUUUUUAAUCUUGCAAUCCUACAUAGACGAUAGUCAAAUGAUGGUGUUCUGUGAAUGUAGACCAUUUUCCCAAAACGUAACUAAUCCAAGAAUGAUAGUGUGCACAAAUAUAGAGGUGCAUCCUUUUGGUGCCUUUAAUCAAAUCAAGAACAUGAAGCUGCAGAUGAGAAUACUUGUUAGAUUAGCAAGUGUAUUUUCCUGCCAGAGCAGAACUAAAGGCCUUUGAUGGAAUAUUUAACAGCAGUUGUCACAAUUUGUGUAUGUGUUGGUCCUUUGUGCUAGUGCUGUAUUGUUACCAUCAAAUUCCUGGUUGUCUUAGCUCUACAUGGGAUGAGGUUUGCUAUCUAUAUUCCCAAUUUUAACAUUCAAAUGUGUGCAGAGGAGUUUCGUUUUUGGAGUGACUGCCUGAGGCACAAAAUGCUGCUUCCACAGAGCUGUACUUCUGAUCACAGAGGACUUGCAGGAUUUGGGAUUCAUGGCCUGAUGCAGCUGCCUCAGCAAUUUUCAAUUUCUCUUGCUCCCCAUGCUGCAACUUCUGUUGUUUCAAGAGGUGCUUAAUUGAUGCCAUUGUGCAUUCACAGAUGAUGGUUUGAGGAACCCCCUUGAGGUUUUAGCUAUUCUGUAAAGACAGUCUUGUCUCAGAGAUGAAAGUGUUAUAAUUGUGUAUCCCACAAUGGGGUGGCUUCUGUAAAUUUUUUAUUAUAAAGAAAUUAAUUACUAAUCACCCAACUAAAAAACAGAGAAAAGUUAAAGGCAAUUCUCUGCUUUUCAUCCUCCUUCCUGAAAUCUCUUCAGUACCCAGCUGUGAUUGACCUGUUCAAGAUGGGUGUAAAUCCUGCUCAAACAAA
This is a messenger RNA of Sturnus vulgaris (Common starling), 5566 nucleotides long. The record is from RefSeq and is a predicted model, not a curated record. Lineage: Eukaryota; Metazoa; Chordata; Aves; Passeriformes; Sturnidae.